Brassica rapa (field mustard) is the source of this 4635-nucleotide messenger RNA. RefSeq lists its product as uncharacterized. Lineage: Eukaryota; Viridiplantae; Streptophyta; Magnoliopsida; Brassicales; Brassicaceae. The record is from RefSeq and is a predicted model, not a curated record.
UUUAUUUUUUUAUUUCAGUAUUUGUUUUUUAUAAAAAUUUUAACCCUAAUUCCAAAAACCCACCCCCUUAACUCUAAACCCUAAGGUUUGGAUUAAUUAACCCAAGAGGUAUAAGUGUAUAUUUACCUCUUUAAUGAAACAUAUUUUUGUGACUUUGAGCCUUGAGUGCUACUUUGGGAACAAAAACUUGGUUUGGUGCUAUCCUAGUCUUUUUCUCAAAAGAUAUUUGGUUCGCUGUCCUAAUUAGAUUUAAAAACAUUUAGGUUUAGUUACUGUCAUGUGACUGUGUUCUAGUUUGUUUAUGCUUUCUAUUUGUACAAAUGUAGGGUUUAAUUUUGUAGGGUUUAACUGAUGACCAAUGAAUGAAAAUGAAUAAUACAUUUUUUGUUAUUCCUUUUUUAUUUUACCGUUUAUAAGAAAUGGUUUUUUUCUUUUUAUUCAUUUUCAUUCUUUUUAUUCUAGAAGAAUAUAAAGCAAAUUUUUUCUUCCCUAAAAUUGAUGAGGAAUAAUUUUCCUUUUCAUUCCUAUAAUUUUAUUUCUCUGUAUUUUUUCCAUACUUAUUCCUAAUGUCUCUCUAAUGGUCACCAGUUAGACCCGUAUAAUGUCUUGUAGUCUGAUAUGUGUUUCAACAAGGAUGUAAACACUAAAAAUAUACUAUAUAUCUAUAUUAAUAUUAUUUAAAUUUAGUUACAUACCAUACAAAAUAGACAAAAUAAUUGUUUAAGUUUAUUUACCACAAAUUGAUUGGAAAUAAAUAAAAGUGAUUUCUUUAAUUUACGUAUUUGUGUCAAUUUAAUUAUAUGUGUAGCAGUUAAUAGUUUUGCAAUUAUUCAAUAUAUAAUUAUGAAUAUGUUUCAUAUUAUUUAAAAACGCUAAGCAUAUAAUAAUACGUAAAAAUAAUUUGUAUAUAAAAUUCAUUCCGCACAUGAAGCGAAUCUUAAACUAGUGUUUGAUAAAAAAGGUGGAUUUAAUAAUAGUAAAAACCUAUUUAAUUGUUGUCAAGAAAAAGACUUGUUUAAUUUACUAAUCAAACGUACCAUUAUAAAUCUCAAUUAAAAGACACAAAUGCAAAAGCAGAUGUUUCAUUUGAGUAUUUCACAAAGAAGUUUUAUUUUGAAUCUGAACUCUGAAUAGUUAAUCUCCACGCAAAUGGUGCUCCAACAACAACAACAAACACUUUCUCUCACAAAAAAAGACAUAUCAAGAACUUCUCGUGAUUUCAUCUUCCGGUCCAAACUUCCUGAUAUCUCCAUCCCACAUGUCUCAUAGACGGUGUCACCGGACACAUCUUUACCUAUGCCGACGUACAAAUCACUUUAAGGAGGAUCGCUGCAGGACUCCACCGGCUCGGGAUCCGCCACGGUGACGCUGUGAUGCUCCUUUUCUUGUUGACAAAAGGAAAAAGCCUCCGCCGCUAAGAUGAUCAUCACGAAGCCAUGCUACGUCGACAAACUGAAAAGCCUCCAAAACGUUUUGAUCGUCUGCGUAGACGACGACGUUCCGUUAGCUAACGGUUGCGUGAGUUUCACGGAACUGACCCAAGCGGACGAUAUAGAGCUUUCUAGACCGGAGAUCUCGCCGGAGUACACGUUGUCGAUGCCCUACUCUUCCGGGACCACGAUGCUUCCGAAGGGUGUCAUGAUGAUCACUCACAAGGGAUUAGUUACCAGCAUUGCUCAGAAAGUAGACGGAGAAAACCCUAACGUCAACUUCACCGGAGAUGACGUCAUCCUCUGUUUUCUCCCAAUGAUUCACAUUUACGCGCUCGACGCGUUGAUGCCCUCGGCGAUGAGGACCGGUGCGGCGAUUUUGAUCGUGCCGAGGUUCGAGUUGAAUCUAGUGAUGGAGCUGAUUCAGAGGUACAAAAGUCACCGUAGUACCGGUGGCUCCUCCGGUGGUUCUAACGUUCGUUAAGUCCCCGGAGACGGAGAAGUACGACCUGAUCUCCGUGAGGAUGAUGCUUUCAGGUGCAGCUACGCUCAAGAAGACGCCGUGCGUCUCAAGUUUCCCAAUGCCAUAUUUGGUCAGGUCUAUCAAUACCUAAUUCGCUUGACGUGUCAAGGAUUACUUUCUACGAGAGGAUUUCUCGUAUUUCAAUCGUUUCCCCUGAGUAGGGUGUGGUGUGUUGCUAAAUAAACCGCAAUAAGUGGUUGUAAGCUGAAAGAACGGAAGAGGGGAGAAAGCGCAAGAGUGGGCCGUCGACAAAAGGCGGACGAGGACGAGAUUAUCCCAAUCCCCGAGUUUGAUUUCACAAAUCUGAUAGAGAAGCACAAAUUCACGCUGGUGGGUAGUAUGUUUCAUAUCGAUGGAAGAAGUGUUGAUGCUCUGAUUAACCAUAUGCCAAAAAUACAUAUUUGGGAUCAGCACCUGCUCUAGGGGUGUGCAAGGAGUGCACAUCCACAGGGUCCCACAUUUUUGGUCAAUAUUUAUUUAUUUUUUAGGGUUCUAAAUUUUUAGUUUUUAUAUUUUGGUCAACAUUUAUUUACUUUCUAAGGCCCUAAAUUUUUAGUCUUUACAUUUUGGUCAACAUUUAUUUACUCUUUAGAAUCUUAAAUUUUUAGUCUUUACAAAUUAAGUCAAUACUUUUUUUAUUCUUAUGGCACUAAAUUUUUAGCUUUUACAUGGAUUUAACUUUCAAAUUCAUGUUCACUAAUUUAGAAAAAAAAUGGCACAGGGUCCAACAAAUUUUUGGGCCGGCCCUGUUUGGGAUGAAGUAGGAAAAGUUAGAGGAGUAAACUUGGGGAACAAUAAGUUUCAAUUUGAUUUUGUCUCAGAAGAUAAACUACAGAAAGUUCUUCAGCGACCACCAUGUCACUUUAACAAAUGGAGCUUCUCCUUGGAACGCUGGACCCCGACAAUCCGAGAGAAUUUCCCAAAUACCAUGUUGUUCUGGAGAGAUGUCUCUGGAGUACCAAAUCACUAUAAGAAGGACGAAACGUAUCACAAUAUUAGAAAAGCUUUGGGACAAGUGGAUGUUGUGGAUGUAGAUGGUGGGAGAGUUCGAGUCUAUGUUAAUGCGGAUGAACCUUUGCAAUUCACGAGAAGAGCUGGCUUCGCGAAUGGAGAUGUCACAAGAGUCACAUUAAAAUAUGAGGAUUUGCACGGAUACUGCUUCACGUCCAAGAGAAUCUCCCAUAAGGAAGGAACUUGUCAUGAGCUUUCAGAAGGACAGAGGGAGAAAAACAGGUUAGAUAGAAUUGAACAAAAAGAGAAGGAGGAAAGAGCAAUGAGGGAAGCCUUCUCUCUUACAACUCGACAUGCACCAGAAAGAGCGCGGUCUCCGGGUUUUUCAUUACAUGGUUCUCAUCUUCCACUACUUGAAAGGUAUAUCUAUAAAUCGUAUUUAUUCAUUGGGUAACCUCUUUGUUGUUUCAAUUUCUUACUUUAUUUUGAAGCUUUUCAAGGUUUUAAAGUCAUUUGAAUGUUUUAGAUAUGCAUAUUUUUCAGAUAUGAGACACACUUGGGAGACUAAAGUCUUCUAACAUUUAAUGCACUAGAAGACUUCCUGAAAGUUUACUGGUGGAGUUUUCUCAUUUGUCCCUCUUUCAUAACAGAUCUGAGUAUUUUGGUAAGUCUCCAUAUCUGAUUUUUCUUUAUUUUAUAAACUUUUGUUGCCUAAAACUCUUACAUUUUGAACUCUUUUUGUUGCUUAAAGCUUUUACCUUAUCUUGAAGCUUUUCUAUGUUUUAAAUUCAUUUGAAUGUUUUUGAAUAUGCAUAUUUUUCAGAUAUGAGCCAAGCUUUGGAAGACUCUGACGAAGUCUUCUCUCAUGUCUACUUAUUCAUAAUGGAUCUAAGUGUUUUGGUAAGUUUCUAUGUAUGAUUCUUGUUUCACUCGAUAACCUCUGGUUGCUUAAUUCUCUUACUUUUAUCUCAACCUAAAACUCUCCAACCUCUCUCAAAUCUCUUAGAACUUGAAAACACCAAACUUAUAUCAAUUUAUCAUUUUUUUGUCUCAAUGUGUUUCUCAAUAAUUCAACUUUUUUACAUAUUUUUUAUUACAUGAUUCUCAUCUUCUACUCCUUUAAAGGUAGAUCUAAUUUUUUUGGAUAUGUAUUUUUGUAUGUUCUUUAAAGGUAGAUCUAUCUCAUUUUUCACUUAUUUUCUAUGUUUUAAAGCCAUUUGAACAUUUUUAGAUUUGGUGGUUUUUAACAUUUAAUGAGCUGGAAAACUUCCUGGAAGUCUUAUGACGGAGUCUUUUCUCAUGAUAAGUGGAGUCCACACUUGUCUUUGUGGAGGAAUGAUUUAUAAUAGUUUUUUUUAUGGUAUGUUUGGUGGUUUAUAGGUGUACUCUUUUAGUUGUGAAUUCUUUUGUAAAUUUGAAGAGAUAUUAAUGAUUUUUUUUUUGGUAAAUAUGUUCAUGUUUCCAAAAGAUCAAACAUUACACAAGUUCAAACAUUACAUCCCAGAAGACUUCUCAAGAAAACUUAGUCAAAUUCACAAAAGAUCAAAUAUUACAUAAGUUCAAACUUAUAACAGUUUCACUAGAAGUCUCGGAAAACUUAAAUUUAAAGCGGAAAAUUUAAAGCAGAGAAUUAAAAUUUAAGCGGAAAACUCAAAAUUUAAGUGAAAAUUAAAAUUUCAAAUUUCAAGUAAGUUAAAAAGUAUAUCUUAUUAUCUAAGAAAACACAUUAAA